Lucilia cuprina (Australian sheep blowfly) is the source of this 1545-nucleotide messenger RNA. RefSeq names its product HMG box-containing protein 4. The transcript has 2 exons. The record is from RefSeq and is a predicted model, not a curated record. Bases 118 to 1545 code for a protein of 475 amino acids. Lineage: Eukaryota; Metazoa; Arthropoda; Insecta; Diptera; Calliphoridae.
UUAAACCACAUUAUUGUCUAGUUCUUCAUUAUCUCAUUAUUCUUAUUGUUUAUGCAAGGAAAAUUGUAAUAAAAACAAAACUUUUACAAAAAUAUUGAAAAAAUCCCAUUAAAAAACAUGGAAACACCACAUAGUACAACAAAUACAAAAGAAUUUGAAGUUACGGGUGUUUCACGCAGUGGACGUGUACGUAAAAAGUCUUCCAAACUUUUAGAUUUUCAAUCACCCGAUGAAGUGGAAAGGAAAAUCUACAAACGUACUACAGCCAGUAGUCACAAUACACCGAGAUCAUCGGGUGCUAAAUAUGCGGGUCGUGGUAGACCAAGUUUGGCUGCUUUAAAGGCACGCAGAGCUGCUCGUGUUGCGGGAGCAGAUGAAGAAAAUGAUGUGGCAGCCGAUGAUGAAGGACCGGCCGCGGAGGAGGAUGUAAAAGAUAAGGAAGAGGUAAUGGAUGUAGAGCAGUCUUUAAAGGAAACAGCUGAUGAGGAUGAAGAAGAUGAAGAGGAGGAGGAUGAGGAAGAUAUAAAUGAUGUAUUACACAAUACCAGUGGUUUGACGGCAGCAACCGAUUCAGAUGAUGAUGGUUUUGGUGAGUUGGUGGCUGAUUUAGUGGGCUCAGAAGCUGCCAACUUAGAUGGCCCGGCUGGCAAUCAAAAAUCUCCUUUUAGACAAUCUUUAUAUAUGACAGAGAAAAAUAAGAAGCUAAAGGAAAAUCGUGUAGAGCGCAAAGAUAAGGGUAAGACUCGUUAUACAGCCUAUAAUAUGUGGGCUAGAGAACAUCGCAAAUCCAAUAAAUUUGGUAAAACAUCUGAUAUAGAUCAUCAGGCUGCUAGACGUUUACAUGAAUUGUGGUCUAAUGUAUCGAAUAAAGAGAAAAAUGCCUGGAAACGUAAAGCCAAAAUGCAAGCUACCAGAGCUAAACAAAGAGAAAGAGCGGGUAUAACUCAAACUAAUAAAACUGCAAUACAAACUGCAGCACAAGCAGCAAAUCCACAAAAUUCCACAUUUAUUAAUAGACCCACCACCAGUCGUACCAAAAAAUUAGCAGAAGAUAAACAAAAAGCCAAGGAUGAUAUGUUAGUAGCUAAACCUAACACAAUACAAACUUCUACCCCCAAAAGAACACGCAACAAUUCCUAUAGAAGAAAUCAAACGAAUACUCCCUCUAGCGCAACUAAUGGCAACGAUAACAAUACGUCUUCUUUGUAUAUAGCCACCAAUGGCUCUACCAAUAAUUACAAUAACAAAUCGUUAACUUUAAACAACUCGAAAACUCCCUUACCCAACAUAGAACCUAUAGAUGCAGCGGCUCAUUUAAAAUUAUUGGGUGAAAGUCUUAGUAUUAUUGGCGAUCGUCUUAAGGAACAUGAGGGACAAAUUGCCGUUUCCGGCAGUUUAUCAGUACUGCUGGACAGUCUAUUGUGUUCGUUGGGUCCUUUACUGUGUCUGACAACACGCCUACCCGGCUUGGAUAAGAAACCACAAUUGAAGGCAAAUUUGGCAACAACUUUGGAUAAUAUAGCUUAUGUUAUGCCAGGACUGUAA